This is a messenger RNA of Phragmites australis (common reed), 3041 nucleotides long. Its product is annotated as TPR repeat-containing thioredoxin TTL1-like. Gene Ontology annotation, molecular function: protein binding. Gene Ontology annotation, cellular component: cytoplasm. The record is from RefSeq and is a predicted model, not a curated record. The coding region runs from base 202 to 2292 and encodes 696 amino acids. The transcript is spliced from 7 exons. NCBI's taxonomy places the organism in Eukaryota, Viridiplantae, Streptophyta, Magnoliopsida, Poales, Poaceae.
CCUCACUUCUUGCUCCUACACCGCUUGUGCUCUCCUCACCGCACGCACAUACAUACAUACACUUCUCUGUCCCUCGUCUUGGAGAGCGAACGCACUCGUGCUGUCCUUGUUGAGCAGCUGUGUACUUGUAUGCCUGCUUGGUUGGCGAGGAGAGUGGUGGUGUCGGCAGCUGUGUGCGAGUGGUGGUGGCAUUGGUGAGCGAUGGCGGAGGCUGACCGGGUACGCCUCCGCGCUGCGGCGCUGACGCUCGAUGACACGGGCGUCGGGGACAAGCCAGACAAGAAAACGGACUUGUUCGCGGAUCUUGGCUCGCCGGUGUCGCCGCUGCGGCUGCGGCCGGCCACAACGUCGUCAUCGUCGUCGUCCGCUGGGUCGGUCAAAUCGCCGGCGCUGGGCAUUGCGGAGACGGCGGUGGCGGCGGGGAGAGGAGGCCGGGGAAACCACUCGGGUGAGCUCGUAGCGGAGAGCAACCCGCCGCGGCCGCUGGGGCACCGGCGCUCCGGAUCUGGGCCGCUCAUCUUUUCCGGCGGCAGCAGCAGCGCGGGGAGCGGGGCAGGAGGAGCUUACGGCGGCGGGAGCACCGCGAGCUCUCCGCUGACCAAUGCGCUCCCCACCGGCAACAUCUGCCCUUCUGGCCGUGUCGCGGGGGCGGCGGCUGCGCCGCACCCGCCACGCACCCGCCCGGUCGUGCUCGGAUCCGGCACCGGGCACUAUGGCCACGGCAGCAUCAUGCGGAGCGGUGGAGGUGGCGGAGGCACGGUUCCCGCAAGAAGCAGCAUUGACGCCACCCCGUUCCAUUGUAACUCCUCGAGGUCUCCGGCGAGCUGCCCGGUGCCUCCUGGCAGCGGUGGUGGUCUUCAGGAGGUGACUCGCGCCGGUAACGACUGGUACAAGAAGGGCCGGUACGGCGAGGCGCUGCGGCACUACGACCGCGCCGUGGCGCUGUGCCCGGACAGCGCCGCGUGCCGCGGCAACCGCGCCGCCGCGCUCAUCGGGCUCGGCCGCCUGGCAGAAGCACUCCGCGAGUGUGAGGAGGCCGUCCGCCUCGACCAGGCGAGCGCCCGUGCGCACGGCCGCCUCGCCGGGCUAUGCCUCCGGCUUGGGAUGGUUGACAAGGCAAGAAUGCAUUUUACACUGGCUGGGAAUGCAAACCAGUCUGAUCCUGCUGACUGGCAGAAGCUGCAUGAGGUGGAAAGCCAUCAAGAGAGAUGCAUGGAUGCAAGGAAAAUUGGAGACUGGAGGAGCGCGCUAAGGGAAGCAGAUGCGGCCAUUGCCAAUGGAGCGGACUCUUCUCAAUUGCUUCUUGCCUUGAGGUCGGAAGCACUUCUUCGGUUGCACAAAUUAGAGGAGGCUGAUUCAACUAUUACGAGCUUGUUGAAAUUGGACAAUGCAUCACUACCUCCAAGGCCAACCAAACUCUCAGGCAUGGCAGCUGAAUCUUAUGUGCAUAUUGUCCAAGCCCAGGUCAACAUGGCGCUUGGAAGGUUUGAUUCAGCUGUUGCAUUGGCUGAGAAGGCUAGGCUUAUCGAUCCUGGAAACUCAGAGGUUGGAGUUAUUCUAAAUAACGUGAGGUUAGUUGCAAGGGCUCGAACCCAGGGGAAUGACCUUUUUAAGGCAGGCAAGUUUGCUGAGGCGUCUAUAGCAUAUGGUGAAGGGCUUAAACAUGAGCCCUCAAACCCAGUACUAUACUGCAAUCGAGCAGCUUGCUGGUCGAAGUUAGGUCGGUGGGCGAAAGCUGUUGAGGACUGCAAUGAGGCCCUAAAAGUCCAACCUAACUACACAAAGGCUCUGUUAAGACGUGCAGCGUCCUAUGCAAAGCUUGAGCGUUGGGAUGAUUGUGUGCGGGACUAUGAGGUGCUUCGCAAGGAUCUUCCUGGUGACACGGAGGUUGCAGAGUCAUUGUUCCAUGCCCAAGUCGCAUUGAAGAUGACCCGUGGAGAGGAGGUGUCGAAUAUGAAGUUUGGAGGGAAGCUUGAGGCAGUUACCAGCUUAGAGCAACUCCGAGAUGCUAUACAUUCGCCUGGCGUAUCUGUUCUUUACUUCAUGGCAACAACGAAUAGGCAAUGCACACAGAUUACCUCAUCUGUGGACUCCCUUUGCUCCGAGUGCCCUUCAGUGAAUUUCCUAAAGGUAAACAUUGAUGAGAGCCCUACGGUAGCGAAGGCAGAGAAUGUGCGUGUAGUACCAACCUUCAAGAUUUACAAGGAUGGUGCAAGAGUGAAGGAGAUGAUCUGCCCUAGCUUACAAGUCUUGCGCUAUUCGGUGAGGCACUAUGCUGUCUCCAGCUCUUGAGGUCUUAGCAGUGGCACUCAUAGUUCUUAGAUGCAUGGAGUCCCCUGUUAGUGUUACCUGCCACAUUUCACCAACAAAUUGUUCCUAUAUAAUAUCAGCCUCCACAGCAUUUCACCAGCUCGGUAUAAUUCCCAAUUAGGCAUGUUGAGCUAAGCUUGGUAUACUAAAGAACCUCCUGUGCAUUUCCCCCUUCCAUGUCUUGCUACUCCUUCCGACCCUUCAUUUGGCCAACCUUAAGCAGUCCUUGGAUCAUUUAUGCUCCCCCGUUUGCAACUAUUUCUACCCACCAUUUGACUAACCUUGAGCGAUUCUUUCAUCUCACACUCUGCCAUCUCAUGCAUUUGAUACAUUUUGCUUCACCCCUAGAUGAGCAGUCCUCAAGGAAGACUCCUUUUGAUGUUGCUUAGAUGCAUGUUGUCGUUAGGGGAACAGAUAAGAGGCUGGAUCGUUCUCGUUACAUGUACAUAUACCAUAUAGCAAUACAUCAAACCCACUGAUAGAUUGGUUUUCCAUGGAGGAAAGGCGGUAUCAGUUUAAUUUUGGCAGCGGAUGGAGAGUACAGGUCUAGUUGCCAUCGUAGAGAGAGGAUAGAUCAAGAAAGACAAUGUAAUUGCGUUGCAUGGUAGAGAGAUAAAAGAGGGAGGUGGCUGCUGUCAUUUGCAUAUAUACCUUCUGGUGAUCUGUGGUGCUGAUACAUAGUUCAUGCUGACAUUGAUUCCUAUGAAUAAAGAUAGCCUGGCAUUCUUUCA